AUGUAUCUUUGCAAAUACAAAUAUAUCCAUCCAGGUGUGUACUCCUCAACGCCAACCGGCACCGAACAAGAGAUAGCUGAAAAGGAAAGACCCAAAAGAACUUUCCAUUGGAUUGGUGGUAUCAUGCGAAGACAAAGGGAAGACGUAUGCGGAGUUUUGACGGACAGUAAAAAUAAACUGCAAGUGGCAGGAGCUCUAGACAAAGUGAACUCCGUCAGAAAAACUAAAUCAGGUGACGUAGCCCUUUUAUUGAAAGAAGGUGAAAUGGAAGUCAAAAGCAUUAUAACGGAGCAACUUGAGAGGACAAAUGCCCGUAUCGUGGAUCAUCGCAGAACAAUACUACAUGUUAAGCAACUCGAUGCAAUAACAACAGCUAAGGAACUCCAAGGAAGACUGCGCGCGGAGACAGGAAAUGAAGACGUAACUGUCCGAUCCAUGAGACCGGCAUAUGGUGAGACUCAAUCGGCCACGGUUGAAGCAAACGAAGCAACUGCAGAGCACCUCUGUCAAAUAGGAAGAUUAAAGGUAGGAAUGGUGUACUGUUCUGUUAGCAGAAGAUUGGAUGUCCGGAGGUGCCAUCGCUGCUGGAGUUAUGGACAUAUUGCAACAAGCUGCCGCGGCGAAGACAGAAGAAACAAAUGCUACAACUGCGCACACGAGGGACAUAUAGCUAAUGCGUGCAAGAACCCAGCCUAUUGUCCUCUUUGCAAGAAGCACCACAGGGCAGCCACUGAGUAG
This is a messenger RNA of Gryllus bimaculatus (two-spotted cricket), 738 nucleotides long. The record is from the annotation of a GenBank genome assembly. Lineage: Eukaryota; Metazoa; Arthropoda; Insecta; Orthoptera; Gryllidae.